This is a messenger RNA of Fusarium coffeatum, 867 nucleotides long. RefSeq lists its product as uncharacterized. The record is from RefSeq and is a predicted model, not a curated record. NCBI's taxonomy places the organism in Eukaryota, Fungi, Ascomycota, Sordariomycetes, Hypocreales, Nectriaceae. Bases 1 to 867 code for a protein of 288 amino acids. Gene Ontology annotation, molecular function: oxidoreductase activity. The transcript is spliced from 2 exons.
AUGACAACCCCAGUCUGGCUUAUUACAGGGAGCUCCAAUGGCUUCGGACUACUCCUCAGCUUGAGAGCUUUGAAGGCUGGCCACAAAGUCAUCGCAACCGUACGAGAUACGACCAGGUCGUCCGAUGCCAUCGGUCGGAUCGAAGGUGCUGGCGGAAACAUCAUCACUCUCGACAUGACAGAAUCCAAGGCAAGUAUCACCAAGAAGAUCCAGGAUGCAGAGAAGGCAUAUGGACGCAUCGAUUAUCUAGUCAACAACGCUGGAUACUCCUGCUUAGGGGCAGUCGAGCUGUUCACAGAAGCCGAGGCUGAACAUCAGAUACAAACCAACCUAUUCGGUCCACUUUAUGCACUUCAAGCUGCUAUUCCCGGUAUGAGAGCUCGCGGCUCAGGUACCAUCAUCAACUUCAGCAGUAUCACUGGGCAGGAUGCUCAGCCAAGUUGUGGUCUCUACAGUGCCAGCAAGUUUGCUCUCGAGGGCUUGACCGAGAGUCUAUCUAAGGAAGUCAAGGAGUUUGGCAUCAAUGUUCUUAUUGUCGAACCUGGAGCAUUCCGUACCAACUUCCUUGAUGCUAGCAUUAAGAGCGAUGUCUCGGUCGAAAAGGCAUAUGAGGGUACAUUACUUGGGGAAACCUUGAAGAAGUUCGCGAAUUCGGCGGGAAAGCAGCGUGGUGAUCCCAACAAAGCGGUGGAUAUCAUCUACGAAGUUGCUACCGGAGAAGGAGAAGCGGGUGCUCUUAAGGGAAAGAUAUUGAGACUGCCGCUAGGUGAAGACUGCUUUACACGUCUUGGAACCAAGCUUCAGUCCCUUCAUCAUGAUGUCGAUGCAACCCACAAAAUUGGCACGACGACUGAUUUAGAGAAUUAG